CCGGCAGCGCCUCGGAGGAGGCGGCGGCGGGGGGCAUGGACUCGGGCGGCAGGAACUCCUCUGGCGCUCCGAACAGCACCCUGAGCGAGUCUCAGGGCAGCGCCAUCCUCAUCUCAUUCAUCUACUCCGUGGUAUGCCUGGUGGGGCUGUGCGGCAACUCCAUGGUCAUCUACGUGAUCCUGCGCUACGCCAAGAUGAAGACGGCCACCAACAUCUACAUCCUCAACUUGGCCAUCGCGGACGAGCUGCUGAUGCUCAGCGUGCCCUUUCUGGUCACCUCCACCCUGCUGCACCACUGGCCCUUUGGCUCACUGCUCUGCCGCCUGGUGCUCAGCGUGGAUGCCAUCAACAUGUUCACCAGCAUCUACUGCCUGACCGUGCUCAGUGUGGACCGCUACAUUGCUGUGGUGCACCCCAUCAAGGCGGCUAGGUACCGCCGGCCCACUGUAGCUAAGAUGGUCAAUCUGGGUGUCUGGGUGCUUUCCAUCCUCAUCAUCCUGCCCAUCAUCAUCUUCUCCAACACAGCAGCCAACAGUGAUGGAACGGUGGCUUGCAACAUGCUCAUGCCAGAGCCCACGCAGAGGUGGCUGGUGGUCUUUGUGGUCUACACCUUUCUGAUGGGCUUCUUGCUGCCUGUGGUGGCCAUCUGCCUCUGCUACAUCCUCAUCAUUGCCAAGAUGCGCAUGGUGGCCCUGAAGGCUGGCUGGCAGCAACGCAAACGCUCGGAGCGCAAGAUCACCCUCAUGGUCAUGAUGGUGGUGAUGGUCUUUGUCAUCUGCUGGAUGCCCUUCUACAUUGUGCAGCUGGUCAAUGUCUUCGUAGAGCAGGAUGAUGCCACCAUCAGCCAGCUCUCUGUUAUCUUGGGCUAUGCCAACAGCUGUGCCAACCCCAUCCUCUAUGGCUUUCUUUCGGACAACUUCAAGCGGUCCUUCCAGCGGCUGCUCUGCCUCAGUUGGAUGGACAAUGCUGCAGAGGAACCCAUCGACUACUAUGCCACUGCCCUCAAGAGCAGGGCAUACAGCGUGGAGGACUUUCCCCCAGACAACUUGGAGUCAGGGAGCAUGUACAGGAAUGGCACUUGCACCUCCAGGAUUACCACUCUCUGAGGAAGCAUUCCUGCCCCCCACUCCCCUACUGCCCCCCAGCAGGAGGGUGAGCGAGGCCAGGGCUGUGGCAUGGGGAGGCUGGGAGGGAGGGGGGGUUUAGUCCUUCCCACCAACAGCGGUGUUUGGGACAAGAAGGAGCAAAGAAACCCCCACAUCCUCGGUCUGCUGCCCCAUCUCCCUCUCUGCCUCCCUUGAGAGCGGGUGCAGUCACUGAUGCUUUAUCACCCACUUAGCAGAUUGAUGCACUCAUAGGUUGACUUAGGGUCUGGCAGCCAGGCUCUGCCACCCCUUUCUCUGUCUGAUGAGUGGCUGUAUGGGUCCCACAGCAAUUCUCCCCUCACCUUUUGUACAGAUUGCCCUCUCCCUUGGCUGGUGGGACUCCCCAGGCCACUGAGUCAAGCCUCUUCAGUCAAGCCCCAGCAUUCAGGCUCAGACUCCCCCAAAACUGAAAGUGACCCUGCUCAGCAUCUGUCAGUAUGCACCUCCCCCCUCAGAGAUCAAAAAUGCUGGGAAAAGUCCCCUCAACACACAGCUUGUCCUCCGCCAGGAAGGAGCAAGUAGCCUCUCUCUGCCACCCCCAGGAAUAAAAGAGAAAGCAGGGAGCAAAAAGGCCCCAAGAAAAGAAGCAGCAUAGUCAUGGAGCUGUCUUUUGCUUUGCAGACAGCUUCCACCUCACUGGGGCUCUGGCACUCUGUGCUAUGCUUGGGGAAACAGGGCAGAAAAGGUCUUUGGAAAAAAAAAUCUGAUUAUUGCUGUGCUUCAGAGCUGCGCAGCAGGUUGCUGAUAACGGCAGUUAAACAGUCCUGUGACUCACAGGCAGCAGAGCGCCAAGCGAGGAGCCGGGGGAAGCACUGAGCUGGGAAAUGUUUGAAUGUGUCCAUACAUACAAUAAAGUGUGCUAAUAAUCAAGUUUAAAAGGAGCGCUAGACUGUGAAGCUAUUGUCUUGCACCUGCUCCAUCAGCUGUGAAACAGCGAUGAAGGGAGCUGAGACAGUUUUAUAUGACCUGGGUGGCCGCAAAGUCACUUUAGCCUACAUGGAAACAGAGGGAUUAGUCUCAAAAUCUCCAUCAGGCUCUGAAAUAAAUACUUGAC
Messenger RNA from Athene cunicularia (burrowing owl), 2199 nucleotides. It is a transcript of the gene SSTR1, whose product is annotated as somatostatin receptor 1. Gene Ontology annotation, biological process: cellular response to estradiol stimulus; neuropeptide signaling pathway. The coding region runs from base 36 to 1106 and encodes 356 amino acids. The record is from RefSeq and is a predicted model, not a curated record. Gene Ontology annotation, molecular function: neuropeptide binding; somatostatin receptor activity. NCBI's taxonomy places the organism in Eukaryota, Metazoa, Chordata, Aves, Strigiformes, Strigidae. Gene Ontology annotation, cellular component: neuron projection; membrane. The transcript has a single exon.